Messenger RNA from Phoenix dactylifera (date palm), 2045 nucleotides. RefSeq names its product chaperone protein dnaJ 15-like. Lineage: Eukaryota; Viridiplantae; Streptophyta; Magnoliopsida; Arecales; Arecaceae. The record is from RefSeq and is a predicted model, not a curated record.
UAAAAUAGGAUUUUUGUUCCUCAUCCGCUGGCCCAACCCUCCUCGCCAAGCGAGGAAGAAGGGUAGGCGAGAAGAGAUAUAGAGCUGAGAAAGAGAGAGAAACGAGAGGCGCCGCUAUUUAUGGAGCUAUAAUAAAAAUAGAAAUUAAAUUUUAUUAGCUUGCUCUACACAAGAAGAAGAAACCUCUUCGUUUUCGCUCCACCCAGUUCAAUUCCGCCAGCCAGAGAUAUCCCAUUCGAGAUUUCCGGGAGGAUUCGGAACUCCGGCGGUUGUAGGGCUGGUGGAGGGAAGGGAAAGGAGAUUUGAGAUUUGAGGAGAAUCGGGAGGGGGAUAAGGUACGUAGAGAGAGAUCCUCGGGGAUGGCGUCGGAAGGUCCUUCGGCGCCUGCCGUCCGUCGGGAUCCCUACGAGGUGCUGUGCGUUUCGAGGGAUUCGUCGGAUCAGGAGAUCAAGUCCGCCUACAGGAAGCUUGCUCUCAAAUAUCAUCCAGACAAGAAUGCGAGCAACCCUGAAGCUUCAGAACUUUUCAAAGAAGUUGCAUAUUCCUAUAGCAUCUUAUCGGAUCCAGAGAAAAGAAGGCAAUAUGAUACUGCUGGCUUUGAGGCUUUAGAAAGUGAUGGCAUGGAUAUGGAGAUUGAUUUGUCCAACCUUGGGACUGUCAAUACAAUGUUUGCAGCACUUUUCAGCAAGCUGGGAGUUCCUAUCAAGACUACUGUUUCUGCUACUGUUCUUGAAGAGGCUCUAAAUGGAACUGUGACGGUCAGACCACUUCCUAUUGGAACCUCUGUCAAUGGAAAGGUUGAUAAACAAUGUGCUCAUUUUUUUGGUGUGACAAUUAAUGAUGAACAAUCCCAGGCAGGAAUAGUUAUUAGAGUUACAUCAGCUGCACAAAGUAAAUUCAAGCUUCUUUACUUUGAACAAGAAGCAAAUGGAGGUUAUGGGUUAGCUUUACAGGAGGAUAGUGAGAAGACCGGCAAGACAACAUCUGCUGGAAUGUACUUUUUACAUUUUCAAGUUUACCGUAUGGACUCAACAGUUAAUGCGUUAGCAAUGGCCAAAGAUCCAGAGGCUGCUUUUUUCAAAAGAUUGGAAGGUCUGCAACCUUGUGAAGUGUCUGAAUUGAAACCUGGCACUCACAUAUUUGCAGUUUAUGGUGAUAAUUUUUUUAAACCAGCCACCUAUACCAUUGAGGCUGUGUGUGCAGAAUCAUAUGAAGAUACAACCCAGAAGCUCAAGGAGAUUGAGGCUAAAAUUUUAUCCAAGAGAAAUGACCUCCGCCAGUUUGAAACAGAAUAUAGAAAAGCUUUGGCACGUUUUCAGGAAGUGACUAACAGAUAUAGCGAAGAAAAGCAAUCUGUUGAUGAAUUGUUGAAACAAAGGGACAGUAUCCACUCCUCGUUUACAACUGUACGGACUGUUAUCAGUGUCAGUGGAAGUGCUAGUGGCAGCAGCAAACAUUCCAAUGAAGAGAUCAGGUCUGAGAGCCCAGCAGAGGAUGUAAGUGUUGAUGGGAAAGAUAAAUCCAACAAAAAGAAAUGGUUUAAUCUCAAUCUUAACCGCUCCGAUAAGAAGGCUUGAACAUUUGUGCUCCAGCAUGACAUGGAAGAGAUUAAGGUGUUCGUACAGUAGGAAGAUGAUGUCACCUUUUCAUUAUCUGCUCAUAUAUGUAACAUUGCCCUGCCAAAGUCUCAAAGUUUUCAUGUGUCAGUUCUCAAUUAUUUUCUCUGGCCUCUGCUAGUAUCUUGAGUUUUGCUGUCAUAUAUUGUUUGGUGGCCAGCGUAUUUGUUUGUCAUCAUUGAAUUCAGCUCCCAAUUGAAUUAUUCGCUGAAUGCAUAUCUAGCAAGUUAAUGAGAGGGUUUGAUCAUUUGGUUUUGUGAAAAACUUUAUAGAAUACAAAAUAUCAGGUGUUGUAACCCAUUGAGAGAGGGAGCAAGGGUGGCUAUGGGGCCUAAUUUACAAACCAGUCAGAGGUGGAGUUGAGCGGUUAUAUGCCUGUAUUGGAUUGUAGUCUCAUGCUCUUCUCGUUGAGAGGACUGGAUCAUGAAA